AUUUUCAGCACAUUGAGAGGCAGGUAGACCCCCCAAAAAAGCACCUUCCCUUCCCAGAGCCGGCCAAAACAACAGAACCCGUGUAAAAGGUAGAGUCUGUGAAGUUGAGCUUGAAUGAAGUCUUCAGUUUUGUUUUUGGUGGUUGUAUAUUUCUUCCCAAGGUGGUAAUGGCUGUAUCUGGAGGGGCAUGCGAAACAUUGGAUGAUAUUCCAGCCCAUGUAUGGAGAGGGCUUCCAGACAGCGUGAACCUGAGCCCAUCUGCUGCCAAUCCGAACCGUAUAGGUGUCUGGGCAUCGAGCCUAAUUCCUAAAGGAAAGAGGUUUGGCCCUUUUGUAGGAGAGAGGAAGAAGAGGUCUCAAGUGACCAGCAAUGUUUACAUGUGGGAGGUAUACUUCCCAACUCGGGGAUGGAUGUGUGUGGAUGCCACUGACCCCAUGAAGGGAAACUGGCUGCGGUAUGUGAACUGGGCGUGCUCGACUCAAGAGCAGAACCUGUUUCCCAUGGAAAACAACAGGGCUAUUUACUACAAAGUAUUGAGGCCAAUCGAACCAGGCGAAGAAUUGCUGGUGUGGUACAAUGGGGAAGAAAGCGCAGAGAUAGCAGCCGCGCUGGAGGAAGAAAGGAGCAGCAGCUCGGGCAAAAAACACUCACCAAGGGCAAAACGAGCAAGAAGGAGGCUGGUGGAAAAAGCCAGACAGGCUGGUUUGGGAAGAUUAUCUGAGGACAAGCCUUCGAGUGCAUCUAAACCUACAGUUGCUGAGAUGCGUGACUCAGAGGAAGGGGUGAAUAAAGAGGAAGGUACACCUUCUGCAUCUUCAGAGACAGCCCAGGAGUCUAUAGCUUCUCAGGAGACACAGGACUCCUCUCCAUCUCAUGUUCCAGCAGUGGAGAUGGAGCAGAAGGAGGGGGAGGACGUAGAUCAGGGAAAAAUGGAGCUGCCUCAGCCACAGAAAAGCCCAGAGCACCCUGUUGAGACAGAGUCAGCAGACAGGAAAGAACAGCCUGACCCACAAUUAAUUCCUGGCAACCCUGUCAAGGAAAGCUCCGUGAGUCCUUUGCGUGAAGCUGAGUUUAUGUCCUCUUUGGUGUCUCCUGAGUUAGAUGCAGAGGGGGAUCCUGACUUUGAGGAUGACGCACAGGGUGGAAAUGGAAACCACCAUUGCCAGCACUGUGAACGCCAUUUUUCCACCAAACAGGGUCUGGAGCGUCACACUCAUAUUCAUACUGUUGCAAAUCACCAGACACAUACCUUCAAAUGCAAAUACUGCACCAAGCCGUUUGGCUCUCAGGUAGGCAGGCGCAGACACGAAAGACGGCACGAGAAUGGGAGUAAAAGCCUGAAAAGGCCAUCUUCACUUGCAGGAACAGCUUUUCCGCUCAGUCCCACUAGGCUUAAUGACUCUCCUCCAACCUCUGAUGGUGUGACAUCUCCAAGCCCUACCAUUAUGAGCUCUCAGAAUGGUCCACCUCAGCAAGGCUCAGAUGCUUCAAGUAAAGAUGCUGUAGUGGAGCCUGAACAGACUUUCAUUUUAGAUGAGAAUGGGGAAUCAAAAGAACUACACCCUUGCAAGUAUUGCAACAAGGCCUUUGGCACUCACACAAACAUGCGCAGGCACCAGCGAAGGAUUCAUGAACGCCAUCUAAUGCCAAAAGGUGUUCGAAGGAAAGGAAUUCUCUUACAGGACAUGCCAUCCCAACAGCAAGAGCAGGGCCCAACCACAGCACUCCAGAAGGCUUCUCCAAAUGCCAGCCCACCUCCUAUCUAUGUACCCAGCGUGGACACAGAUGAUGAGGGAGAACGAGAGGAAGGCAUGGUGGAUAUCUCCAAAAACAUCUCUGAGAACCUCAGCCUUUACAUAGAUGGAAAGAUCCUGUCCACAAACACUGUUAGCAGCUGUGAAGUGAUAGAGGUUGACUCAAGUACUGCUGCAUUGUUUGGUCUCGAUGCAGUCAUCUUGAAUCCUAAUCAGAUUAGUCAAGCACUUAAAGUUGAAACACAGCCUUGUAACCCUGCAAACGAGCUUUCAGUCACAGCUCAGUUGGUUCCUAAAAGGAGAACUUCUACACCACCACUUCUUCCUACUGUGAAAACGGAAUCUGAAACCAUGUCAUCUACUGCCUCUUCUUCAUCUACUUCCUCUCAAUCACCCUUAUUGGUAGGCAAUGUCUUCCCUCCAUCCACAGAAUCACUGGCCUUUCAAAAGGAAAAAAACAUUUAUCUCUCUCCUAAAUUGAAACAGCUUCUGCAAACCCAGAACAGUCAGAAACCAACUCUUGCUCUAAUUGCAGAUAGUCGCAGAUUGACUACCCCACUUUCCGUAACCUCCUUGCCUGCUGCUCAAGGGAAAUUUAAAAGAAGGACUGCUUCCCCUCCUACCCCUGUACAAAGCAGCUCUUCACUGAGCCCUGAAAGCUCAAACAUCGAAACAGCGGAUAAAUUUACCCUUAAGGUGCCAAAGGUCGAAAGCCAUUGCACCGGCCAGUCCUGGACUUCAUCCAACAAAGAUCAGAGGGACUCCCUGAGUCCUACUGGAAAGGACUGGCCAGCUUCAAUAAGUGGUGGCAAUUCUUGCAAUCAGCAGCCUCUUGACCUUUCCAGUGCUCUUAGCAAAAGAGAAGGCUACAUAAGCAAAGGGCCUGGUGAGUCUGUGCUAGAUUUAAGCAUGCACCGUAAGGGCAUGACUCAUCAUGAGACAAAAACAAGCAUGUCUUUACCACCACAUGUUAAGAGAAAGAAGCCCAACACCAGCAUGUUAGAGAAAGUGCUAAUGAAUGAGUAUGCAGGCCUAAGCUCCGCUGGAGAGGAAGGUUCUACUAGUCUUGGAAGCCCAGAUCCUCACUCGUCUCCAGGCAGUGCCACAGGUGCAUCCCCCACUAGUCCUUGUUCUAAUUCAGAAAAUCCUCAGUGUGAUUCUUCUUCUCCUCCUUCCUUGACCCCUGUUACUAUGAACCCUUCUUCUCCAUCGUCAUCUAGCUUGGCAUCCUCUACACCUCCACCUCCUGUUCUGCCCACUGUCCCCUCACCACCACCUCUUACUCAGUCUCCAGACUCAUCGUUUCCUAAAUUAUCUCCCAAACCUGUUGAUCAUCCACUAGAGGAAAUGUCACGAUCCUCUAAUGUAACAGAAACAUGUGAUGAUACAGUGAAUCUGAACAUUAAAGACUUGGACCAAACUGCUGAGCAGUUAGAACCCAUGACUGAUGCACUGCCUCAAAGUCCUCAGGACACAAAAAGACAUUGUAAAGCAGAUUCCUUUUCAAAAUCUGAAACACUACUUAAGGGCUCAACCUCUGAAUUUAAGCUUCAUUUGCUAAAAAAUGCAAAUCAUGCCGUUUCUUCCUGUGAAAGGAGUACUGACUCCGAAUCCAGCCAAAGUAAUUCCUUUGAUGGAACUUUCCUUCCAGACCUCAAUAUUGAAACCGAGGGUUGUCAAAAACCACAGUCCCCUGACUCUCCUGUACAUGUAAGUCCAAAUUUGGUGUCACUCUUUCCAUCGCACAAAGUAGAAGUAUGUUCUUCUAAUCUUGGGCCAUUAGAUGAUAAUAACAAGGCCAUUAAUGAACACGUAACUAUUGAAAAGGCGGGUGAAAUUGCAGCCGAUACUGAUAACAUUUCAUCAUCAGCCUUAUCCAGAGUGGCAGCAAAUUCUUCUGAUGCAGAAAUGUUAGAGCAGGAGACAUUUACAAAGAGCUUUGUAUGUAAUGUCUGUGAAGAGCCUUUCCACUCAAUUAAAGGACUUAGCAGCCAUAUUAUGCAGCAUGCUUUAGAAUGGCCUUUCAAGUGUGAGUUUUGUGUGCAGUUAUUUGGAAAUGCUACAGCCCUGUUGGAGCACCGCUCCUCUCUCCAUGGAGUUGGGAAAAUUUACGUUUGCUGUCUCUGCUCCAAGGAGUUUGCUUACCUCUGCAACCUCCAGCAGCACCAGAACGACCUGCAUCCAGGCCAGAGUUGUGCUUACACCUCAGUUGAAAACGGCAAGCUCAGGCCUCAAAAUUACACUGAUCCUGCUCAGGCCGAUAUGGAGAGAAAUUCCUUGCAUUCAACCCCUGACACAACUGUAGAUGUUGCCUCUCAGGAUUCCACUGGGCUAUGUAGCACUAAUGACAUUAAAAAGGAAGAAAACGAUGAUUUAGAUGGCCAAGAGGACCCCACAGAAGAGUUGUACACUACAAUAAAGAUUAUGGCGUCUGAGGCUGGAAAACCCAAAGGCCCAGAUGUGCGCCUUGGCAUUAAUCAACACUACCCCAGCUUCAAGCCUCCACCAUUCCCUUACCACAAUCGAACACCUGCUGGCUCUGUGGCAUCCGCAACUAACUUCACCACCCACAACAUCCCCCAGACAUUUAGCACAGCAAUCAGGUGCACCAAAUGUGGCAACAGUUUUGACAACAUGCCAGAACUCCACAAACACAUCUUAGCUUGUGCAAAUGCUAGUGAUAAGAGGCGGUACACUCCGAAGAAGAACCCCAUUCCUUUAAGGCAGAUAGUGAAACAGCUUCAAAAUGGUGUCAUUUCAACCAAAGCAGCAGCAGCAGCUACUGGAGGGCAGAAUGCCUUCCGUAGAAUGGGUCAACCCAAAAGGCUUAAUUUCAGCCAGGAGAUACCCUCCAAGCUAAAACUGACUGCUUUGAACAAGAAGAAAAACCAGCUUGUCCAAAGGGCAAUAUCUCAGAAGAACAAAGCUGCUGCUGCUUCUAUAAAGAAAGCUUCUGUUCAGGUUAAGGAGGAAGAACUGCCUAUCAAUGUAUGUCCAUAUUGUAGUCGGGAAUUUACAUACCCUGCCAGCCUCUCGAAGCAUGUUGCAUGCAGUUGUCCUCAAAAACCAGUUGUUAAGAAAAAGAAAGGAGCAUUAAUGCCUCAAGACAAAAAUAUGAAUCUCCGGAGUCGAGCCACAGAUUCUGAAGUCAAACAAGAAGCUGACUUGGGUGUUGCUGUGCGGCCUCUGGUGAAAACACGGACCCGGAACUCAGAGCCGUUAGAGAAUGAAGUUACAACAGCAAACAAAGGUAAAACAGGGAUGCCUCAGGUACGUGCCAAAAGGCCUGCUUCCAAUACCUCUAAUAUAGACAGCAUGGCACCCAAAAGCAAGAAGGGCAGAAAGAGCAGCACUCACUCUCCAGUUCCAAUGUCCUUGCCACCGGUUAUUAUGAAUGAUGCUGUGGCACGGCCAGCCUCUAAAGCUCAACGUGGCAGUAAAGACAUGGCCCCAAAGAAAGAAGUGGAGGCCAAAGUGCCAGUCCAGAUUAAAAAAGAGGAACGAUUCUCCAAGAAGAUGCGGGAGAGAGUGGGUGGUCCAGUUACACGCAGUCUGCAGAUGGCUAAUGCUGAGGCGAAGAAUGAAGACCCUCCGAAUAAUGAGUCUGGACCUGGGGAAUAAAAGGAAUCUCUCUUGAAUCCCCCUGAUAUCUUGGUAAAGCUCAGUGGACUUUAGAGAAACUCCAAGCAGGACCGCUGGUGAGAGACAUGCUGAUGAACUUGAUCUUCUUGAAUUGGAUUAUUAGAUGGAUCGGAAAAAUAUUCAAAGACAUCAGGAGCCUUAUCUCUACUUGUGUGCUUCAGUUUGGCUGACAGGAGCAUGUUCUAAAUGCACUUUUCAUAAAUGAGCCUUUUGUUUGGUUGUGCAACCCAAAAAAGAAGAGAAGGACUGUAGAUUAUGAGGAAUAUAUAUAUAUAUAUAUAUAUAUAUAUAUGUAUCUAUAUCAAAAGGAAUAUUACUUGAUUUAUAAAUAAUGGCCCUGCGGUUCCGUUAAGAAUGGUGGCUGGUUGUAUUGCAAAAAGGCAAUCAUUUAUCACUUGUUAACACGGCUGUUUUUGGUAUUCCGUGCGCUUAUUUUCAUUUCUUUGUCCUUUGUGUUCUGUGAAAUUUUUAGCAUUCAUCAGUCUCUUACUGCAUGUGCUAUGUAUACAGUAUAGCUUGACUGACCCUUUUAUGUCAAUACUCUAUUUUGUCCUGCUCUUCUUUUACAAAUGCAAAAAGAAAAAGAAUAUAUAUGGAUAUUUAAUUUAAUGUUACGCUCCAUAGGGAAUGCAAUAUUUGUUGAAAUGAAGCUCUCGCAUUAGGGGAGGUUGGCUCUCUCGCUCUCUCUUGCUUUUUUUUUUUUUUUUUUUUUGUGAACACAGUAAUGAAAGCUGUUUGAUACAGUCGGAAUGAGUGGGCGAUGAUGGUCUGCUGUAUGUAUGAUAUUAUAUCCUUGCCUGAACAAGCCAACCCUUAAGCAGUUUGUGGUUUUGUCAGUACUUUUUAUAAUUCAUAGCAUUAACAGCAGGGCUGCUGGCCAUUAUAACUACACUAAAGCAUACAACUGAGCAAAAACACUGAAGAGUAGCGGAAGAUUGCUUAUUCUCAGAUAAAACAAACAUACGAGGACAUUAAAAUAGUGCCAUGAUGGACAUUAUAUUAUAUAAAUGUCUGCUUGACUGUUUUCAGAUGAAACUUACUUUAUGUAGGCAAAAAUUUACCUUGAAUGAAAAUCCAGAAUAAUGUAUUAUUUGGGCUGCAAAAACAGUAUGUUUUGAUAUAAAGCUUUUGUAAAUGCAUUGUUUUUCCUCCAUUCUUUUUAGUAGGGCUGCCAAAAUGGGUUUUUGAUGAUGUUACACACUGAUUGCUGAUAUCAAGGGUGGAUUCAUGAAAUGAUGAAUAAGACCAGUGUGGAUGAUGGUUUUUGUUUAUGAAUUUUGUGAAAUUACACUGAAGCUUUUAGGAAAAAUAGCUUAUAUUUUACACAUUUCCAGGUAUGAUGUAAUGACAAGUUUAUGAGUUCAUAUGUAACUUGCCAAGCCUACAAUAGGGAUGGUUGUGGUCAUUGAGAUAUUGCAAUUGAUCUUGGUAUUCAGUUCCCUAUCUAUGUUCAUGGGUAUUCAAGAAAUAGUCAUGUUUACAUGACUUUUGUACAUAUUUUUUAUGUACAUAUGUAAAUCUUUCCCCAAAUAAAAAUAGUUAUAAAUAGCAAAAAAUGUAUUAAGCUGUAAUUUGCUGAAAGUAUUAUUUAAUCAAUGUAUGAAUGUCUGUGAGAAGCCUGAGUGAUGUCAAAAUGCAGACAGCUUGAAGCUCAUUCAUGGUGUAGGCUUGCAUGGAGUGUUGAAUGAGACAGCAGAAUUACUUUCCAACUGUAAUAGACUAAUUGGUUUCUGUUGUGAAUGACCUCAGGUUUAGAGCUGCUUUCGAUUCAGGUGAUCAUGAGAACCUAAUCCACUGUCUUGAUAACUGUGUAGACCUCUCACACACAGACUUGGAAAGGUGAAUAUGAAAUAUGCAAAAAUGCAUCAUCAAAAAUUGUAGGGCCUUUGUUAUUCUCUUUGCAUGUUAUCUCUCAGUAAGGUAAUCAGGAAACACUUAAUUUUUAUAGCUGUGUUCAUAUGGAAUUAUACAUUUCCAAUCUUUCUGAUGGUCAAGACAGAAAUACAAAACUUGGGUGUAAUCUUAGACUUGGAGAUGUUUUAUUCUGCAUGUACAUGCAGUUACUAGAACAGCUUUGUAUCAGUUGAUAAAUAUUGCUAAAUUUCAAACUUG
This is a messenger RNA of Pygocentrus nattereri (red-bellied piranha), 7508 nucleotides long. RefSeq names its product PR domain containing 2, with ZNF domain b (gene prdm2b). The transcript has 9 exons. Gene Ontology annotation, biological process: regulation of transcription by RNA polymerase II. Gene Ontology annotation, cellular component: nucleus. The coding region runs from base 168 to 5375 and encodes 1735 amino acids. The record is from RefSeq and is a predicted model, not a curated record. Gene Ontology annotation, molecular function: DNA-binding transcription factor activity, RNA polymerase II-specific; protein binding; RNA polymerase II transcription regulatory region sequence-specific DNA binding. Lineage: Eukaryota; Metazoa; Chordata; Actinopteri; Characiformes; Serrasalmidae.